AUGAAAUAUCCAUCUCCAUAUCACAAAAUCAUAUUAAGAGACAAAGGUACAUUCAUAGGUAAUAACUUUAUUAUAUCUACUGAUUCAAUUAAUUGGAUUCCUAUAUUAACUUUAAUUAUCACUAAUGAAGGACAAUUAAUAUCAGUUGAUGAAAAUCAAUCACAUUAUGUUUUAUUAAAGUCUUUACAGUCUUGUUAUGUACAAAUAUACCCAACUGCACCUACUACUCUACAACAACAACAACAACAACAACAACAAGAACAACAAACUACAAGUACAAGAAGAAAAUUACUCCUGUCAAAAAAAUCAAAUAAUAAUCACGCUAUUGGUGGUGGUGGUGGUAAUGGUGGAUCAUCAGAUGAUAAUGAAGAUUCGCCUCCAGUUAUUUUUAUUAAAUCAUUUGAAAAUGAUAAAUUAUAUAUCAAGAUUCCUUCACGAUCUAAUUUUGGUUGUUUAUUAAGUACUUUAAUAGUAUGGCAAAAUUUAAAACCUGAAGGUUUAGGUAAGAAAUGGUAUUGUGAAAAUAAAUCUGAACAACGUCCUACUCAAUCAGAAUUAUUAGUAUGUCGAUUUAAAGUAUUUGGUCCAAUUCCACUUAAACAUAAAAACUUAAAUAUUGUCGCUGGUCCUAAAGCACCAAUUUAUCAACCUAAAAUAGAUGAUAAGAAUGGAUUAGAUAGUCAUUCUCAAACACAAUUGGCAAAUAGUGAUUCUAUUAAUGAAGGGUGGUUUUAUGCUAUGGGUGCUUUAAAUUCAAGUGGAAUAUUAAAUUUCAUAAGUGAAUUAGAUGGAACUUUAUUAUAUUCAAUUGAUAUUAAAUCAAUUAUGUCAAGUGAAAUUAGAGAAAUUCAUCAUUCAAUUUUUAAUAAUUCAAAUGUAUUAUUUAUUGGGAUUUUAAAGGAAUUAAGACAUAAUAAUAAUAGUAAUAUGUUAAGAUCUUCAAUUGGUGGGGAUAUUCAAUAUAAUUUCUUAACUAGAGAUGGGAAAAUUAUUCCUAAUAAUCAAAGAAUUUUAAUUGAAUUCCCAUUACAUAUAGAUUUAGAAGAUUGGUUUGUUGGAUUAAAUUACUUUGCUAAACGAGAAUAUAUUGGUUCAUUUGGUCCAGAUACAAAAUUUAUUGGGAAGGAAAAUACCGAACCCGUCGGUGUAGUUCCAAUUCCUCCAAAACUUGAUGAAUUUACCAAAGAGUAUUUCCGAGUAUCUAAAAAAGUAUCAAUUGAUAUUAUUGAAGCAAAAUUCGAUCAAGAGAAUAAUCCAACCAGAAGUGAAGGGAAAAUCUAUGCAGAAGUUAGGAUGUGGGGAUAUCCUUGGUCAAGAACAGUUGCUGUCAAUCAUACAUUAAAUCCAUUCUGGAAAGAAGAAUUUCUGACUGAUUUACCAAUCUCAACUCAAAUGAUUCAUAUAUUGAUUAAAAAAUCAACAUAUCUGAAUAUAAAUUAUUCCAAUACUGAUAAAAUCAUUGGAACUGUAUAUGUUACUCCUGAUGUUUUGAUUAAAGAAGUGGGAUCAAAUUCUACAAUCAUGGCUACUAGUGCUUUGGAUUCAACUUCAAAUAGUGAUAUUGUAAGAUUAACCAUCUAUGAUACCAAUAAUUUACCGAUUGGGAAAUUAUUAGUAAAAGCAAAAUUAAAAGAAUGUCAUAUCUUACCACCAAAUCAAUUCAAACCAUUGGAAAACAUGUUAAUUAAUGCUCCGAUGAAACCUUUAAUCAAAUUUUGUAAUGAAAGAAUACCGCCUCAAGAAUUGGAGAGAUAUAGUGUUAUAUUAUUAGAUAUUUUCCAAUGUUUAGGGGUGGAAGAAAAAUGGUUUAAAAGUUUAAUGGAAUUUGAAUUGGUUAAUGUUGAUAAAAUUACGAGAAGAAGUUAUUAUCAUCAAUCUAAAAGAAAUAGCGAGGAGAAACCAAAAGUCUUAGCUACUCAACAUAAUGUAUUUAAUACUUUAUUUAGAGGAAGUUCAAUCUUUUCUAAAUCUUUGGAGAAAUAUAAUCUUAGAAUUGGUCAAGAGUAUUUGGAAAAAGUGUUUGGUGAUUUUUUUGCCAAAUUGAAUCAAGAGAAUAAGAAUUGUGAAGUUGAUCCAAGAUAUGUUAGAUUACAAGAACGAGCUGAAAGAAGAGGGAAAUCAAUGUAUCUUGAUGGAGAAGCGGAAGAUGAUGAUGAUAGUGAUAGCGAUUCGGAUGUGGAUUCAGAUACUGAACAAGCAAGAGAAAUCAAAAUUAAACAAAUGAUUGAAACUAAUUAUAAUAAUUUAUAUAAUUAUUCUGAAGAACUUUGGAAUAAAAUAUAUACAACUUCCAAUGAUUUACCUCGACAAAUAAAGACUCAAUUAGCUAAUUUUAGAAAUAAAGUUGAAUUAAAUUGUGAACCUGAUGACAAGACAACUUCAUUGAAUUGUUUAAGUGCAUUUAUAUUCCUUCGAUUUUUCUGUCCAGCAAUUUUAAAUCCAAAAUUGUUUUAUUUGACAGAAAAUCAUCAAACUGGAAGUAUACAAAGAACAUUAACAUUAUUAGCUAAAGUUUUGCUAAAUCUUGCUAAUAGAACUGAAUUUAGUAUUCAUAAAGAACCAUACAUGACUAAAAUGAAUACUUUUUUACAAAAACAUCAAUCGGAAAUCUAUGAUUAUUUUGAUAAAAUAACGGGAAGAAAGAAUGAUUUUAAUCCCAAAAUCCUUGAUUUAUCUCAUGAAGUUAAACGAUUUGAUUUAGGUUUAGAUAAAUCGAAAUCGGAUGAAUUACCCACUACACCAUAUUUAAUUGAUAAAUGUUUAAGAUUGACUGAAAUCAUUCAUUUAUUGGAUUAUAGUAAAUAUCAAGGUUCACCAGUUGUUUCAUCCCAAGUUGCAAGUAGUAUUUCCUCAUCCCUUGAUUUAAACCGACAGAAUGGCAUUAACCAACUUCGUCCAAAUAGUGAUAUUUCAAUUAAUGAAGCGAAAAAUGUAUAUAAAAUCGGGUCAUUAGAAUUUGAAAAAUCAGAAUUUUUAGAAUUAACCGGUGAUGCCGAAACAGAAGGAUUCAUAAAGUCAUUAUGUGGAUCAGGAUCAACUGAAGAUAUUUUUUCAUUCAUAAAAUCAAAUAUCACCCUUAAAGAUAUUCAAAAACAAAGUAUGAAAUUAAUGAUGAAAAUUAAACAACUUGAAAAUUAUUUAGAUUCUCCUGAAUAUUGUAAAAAUUAUAAACUGGAGAAAUUAUGGGAAGCUUUCACUUAUGAUAUUUUGAAUAGAUGUUAUUUGGAUACCAAUAGAAAUUGUCUAGUUUCAAUCAUGGAUCCAACUUUGAAUCAUGGAUCAGGGAAUAAUUAUAAGAAAUUAACCGAUCAUCAUUCUUUGAGUCAUUUGAAAUUGAAAUUCCCGCAACAAAGUACAGGUUCAACUAUUGAUAGUGGCGGGACUAAUGGUAAUGGUAAUAAUGGAUUUGGAAACGAGAUUGGAAGUAGAGUUAGUAUGAGUUUUAGUGCUCAUAGUUUGGGGAGUUUUGCUAAGCAGAAUAAUUCAAAGAAUCCAUUUAAGAAAUGGUUAAGGAAGAGUUAG
Hemisphaericaspora subhashii is the source of this 3522-nucleotide messenger RNA. RefSeq names its product Bud2p (gene BUD2). The record is from RefSeq and is a predicted model, not a curated record. Bases 1 to 3522 code for a protein of 1173 amino acids. Lineage: Eukaryota; Fungi; Ascomycota; Pichiomycetes; Serinales; Debaryomycetaceae. The transcript has a single exon. Gene Ontology annotation, biological process: regulation of GTPase activity.